This is a messenger RNA of Linderina pennispora, 3723 nucleotides long. RefSeq lists its product as uncharacterized. Gene Ontology annotation, cellular component: fungal-type vacuole membrane. The record is from RefSeq and is a predicted model, not a curated record. The coding region runs from base 81 to 3242 and encodes 1053 amino acids. Gene Ontology annotation, molecular function: carbohydrate binding; alpha-mannosidase activity. The transcript has 2 exons. Lineage: Eukaryota; Fungi; Kickxellomycota; Kickxellomycetes; Kickxellales; Kickxellaceae. Gene Ontology annotation, biological process: oligosaccharide catabolic process; mannose metabolic process.
CUUCUUCCCCUCUCUCCUCCUCUUCUAUACUCUAGCACUACCAGACACAGACCUAUUCGCAUUAUUAUUAUUUCAAGACCAUGGACAAGCAUAUGUCGUAUUUGCAGAAGCACGCUAGCGUGACAAAGUCGCGCAUCAGCAACUUUCUGGCGGACAACCAGUGGAAGGAUGUGAACAUCCAGGCCAGUUUGUACGAGCAGCGCGCCAGUGGGGCACCGCACGUCAGGCUGGAGGUGUGGUCGGCGUCGGGGCUCGAGCGGCCGACGUUUGCGGAGGCGGUCAAGCACGAGUUCAAGGAGACCAGCGUGGGCGAGUCGUUUGGGCCAUCAUGGUCGACGCACUGGUUCAAGGUUUCGCUGCAGAUUCCCGAGUCGUUUGCGGGCAAGCACGUGCGGCUGCUGUUUGACUCGAGCAGCGAGGGAAUGGUGUGGACGGCAGACGGGCAGCCGCUGCAGGGCCUGACGGGCGGCGGGGGUGGCAACCACCAUGUGGACUACGUGGUGGCAGACCGGGCCACGGGUGGGGCAACGCAGACGCUGUUUGUGGAAGUGGCCUGCAAUGGCCUGUUUGGCAACGGUGACUACACGAUUGGACCGCCGCAUGUAGACCGGCGGUUUGCGCUGGCGACGGUGGAGCUCGUGGUGCCGCGGGCCGAGGCGUGGGGGUUGUACCACGACCUGACGGUGAUUGCGCAGAUGGCCGACAAGCUGCCGCAGGACUCGCCGCGCGCAUGGGCGGCGCUGGCAGCAGCCAAUGCCAUUGUCAAUGCGUUUGAGGCUAGAGACGCAGCAACGCUGGGGGCGGCGCGCGGGAUAGCCAGCGAGUUCCUGGCGGCUACGGGCGGGCAGGGCAACCACCAGGUGUAUGCCAUCGGCAACUGCCAUAUCGACACGGCGUGGCUGUGGCCGUACGACGAGACGAAGCGAAAGAUUGCCCGUAGCUGGGCGACGCAGCUGGACUACAUGGAGCGGUUCCCCGAGUACAAAUUUGCUGCCAGCCAGGCACAGCAGUUUGCUUGGCUCAAGGAGCUGUACCCGGGGCUGUUCAAGCGCGUGCAGGCCAAGGUCAAGUCGGGGCAGUUCAUUCCGAUCGGAGCGACUUGGGUCGAGAUGGACUGCAACCUGCCGUCGGGCGAGUCGCUGGCACGGCAGUUCCUCCUGGGGCAGCGCUUCUUCCGCGAGCACUUUGGCGAGACGUGCCAGGUGUUCUGGCUGCCCGACACCUUUGGGUACUCGUCGCAGCUGCCACAGAUUGUGCGGCAGUCUGGGGCCAAGUACUUCUUCACGCAGAAGCUGUCGUGGAACAACAUCAACAAGUUCCCGCACACGACAUUCCGGUGGGUGGGGCUGGAUGGUAGCCAUGUCCUGACACACAUGGCGCCGGCUGAGACAUACACGGCACAGGCCACGGCCAGCGAGCUGAUCGACAGCGUCAAGCGGCACCGCGACCUGGCGUACUCCAACGAGAGCCUGUAUCUGUACGGCAAUGGCGACGGCGGCGGUGGUCCGCUGGAGGCCAUGCUGGAGCGCCUGCGUCGCAUGGGUGACGUCGACGGGCUGCCACGUGUCAAGCACUGUCACCCUAACGAGUUCUAUGACCAUGUCGAGAAGAGCGCCAAGCAGCUGGUGUCAUGGAAGGGCGAGCUGUACUUUGAGCUGCACCGCGGCACUUAUACGUCGCAGGCGGCCACCAAGAAAUUCAACCGCCAGGCCGAGUUCCUGCUGCGCGACGUCGAACUCCUCAGCGCCAUGGCCGCCCGCAGCCCUGCCAGCGCCUUUGCGUACCCGGCCAGCGAGCUGACGCGUCUGUGGCAGCUGGUGUGUCUGAACCAAUUCCACGACGUCAUCCCCGGCUCCAGCAUCGAGAUGGUGUAUGAGGACAGCGACAAGAUCUACAACGACGUCAUUGCCUCAGCCAAGAGUCUGAAGGAGCGCGCGCUGACAGCGCUCUUUGCCUCGCCAGCCAGCGAGCCCUCGGGCGUCGUGUUUGUCAACACCACUGCGUGGCCACGCACUGAGAUCGUGGCCGUGCCGCAGCUCAGCGCAGGCACUGCUGGCGUGCAGCAGGCCAGCAGCCGGGGCGGCGCUCUGGUGGUGGCAGCCAACAUUGCCGGCGUCGGCGCCAGCGUCGUCGAUUUAGCCGCGCAGGCCGAGGUGGUGCCGGUGACAGCGUUCAUCGACAAGGCCGGAAAUGCAGUGCUGGAGAACCUGUAUGUGACUGCGACUAUCUCGCCGCAGGGCCAGCUAGUGAGCCUGCGCGACCGCCACGCUGAGCGCGAGCUGAUCCCAGCUGGCGCCAAGGGCAAUGUGUUUGAGCUGUAUGACGACGUUCCCCUGUUCUGGGAUGCCUGGGAUAUCGAAAUCUACAACCUUGAAAAGUAUGUCGAGCUACCGGGUGCAAAGCUGGCUAUCGUCGACGAGGGCCCGCUGAUGGCGACGGUCUCGAUUGAAGUGCCCAUCAGCGACGGCAGCUCCAUCCGCCAGUGGGUGUCGCUGAGCGCAACGUCGCCGCGCCUGGACUUUUCUACCGACGCUGAGUGGCACGAGAGCCGCAAAUGCCUCAAGGUGUCGUUCACCUGGGACAUCCACAACGACAUGGCCACGUAUGAGACCCAGUACGGCGUUGUGCAGCGCCCCACCCACCGCAACACGUCGUGGGACAUGGCCAAGUUUGAGGUCUGCGCCCACAAGUUCGCCGAUCUUUCAGAGUUCGGCUACGGUGUGGCGCUGCUUAAUGACUGCAAGUACGGCCACGCAACGCUCGAGAACACCAUGACGCUGACGCUGCUGCGCAGCCCCAAGGCUCCCGACGCCCACUGCGAUAUGGGCCACCACACCUUCCGCUACGCCGUCUUCCCGCACCAGGGCUCCUUCAACGAGUCAGCUGUUGUCCAGGAGGCCUACCAGUUCAAUGUGCCACUGGUCCAGCUGCCCGUCGAUGUCGCUGCCGCCAGCGUAGCCAGCACCCCGUACUUUGGCGUUGCUGGCGCCCCCAAUGUCGUCCUGGACACCGUCAAGGCUGCUGAGGACGACGCGGCUUCGGUCGUUGUGCGUCUCUACGAAGCGUAUGGCGGCCAUGCAAAGGCCACCCUCACCACUGCCCUCAAUGUCAAGAGCGCCCACCUCACCAAUAUCCUCGAGGAGAAUGCUGCGAGCCUUGAUGUCCUGAGCACCGGCUCUCAGAAAUCCAUGACUAUCAACUUUACGCCUUUCCAGGUUGUCACUCUCAAGCUCUCCCUCUAACAUCUUAUGUUUUCUUACUGGAACAGGUUUUUUCUUCACAUAAUAUCAAUUAGCUUGGCACUGCUUGUCUGCGUCGAAGAGACCCGGAUUUGCUAGUGCCUGCCCCUGCAUCUGCCUCCGGGACCAUCUGCUCCUCAACCACAGCACUGCUGGGCCCAUCGUCUUGGACCAGCUCAACAUUCAACUCUGGGAUUUCCACGCCUUCGCCCUUCCUGCUCGCCUCUGCCUUGGUCUCUGCGAUCCUCUGCGCUGCGGGUGAUGGCGUCAACGACCGCAUACCCCCCACCUCCUCUCGCUGUCCCUGGCGCGACCUUGUGUAAGCCUCCAGCACCGACCAGGCAACUGCUGUGAACGCCAACUGCCACACAACCGCCAGAGCCACAAACAAAACUGCUGUGGGCGUGCGCCAGUAGAACAUCCAGUAUCUUAGGCCCGAGAACUCUGCCAUAAUGACAAUCCGUGCCUUAUAUACCUGCACCGG